Tarenaya hassleriana is the source of this 1615-nucleotide messenger RNA. RefSeq names its product protein RMD5 homolog A-like. Gene Ontology annotation, biological process: proteasome-mediated ubiquitin-dependent protein catabolic process. Gene Ontology annotation, cellular component: cytoplasm; GID complex; nucleus. Gene Ontology annotation, molecular function: ubiquitin protein ligase activity; protein binding. The transcript has 2 exons. Bases 243 to 1400 code for a protein of 385 amino acids. The record is from RefSeq and is a predicted model, not a curated record. Lineage: Eukaryota; Viridiplantae; Streptophyta; Magnoliopsida; Brassicales; Cleomaceae.
GAUGCGUGCAUGGAUAGAGUACAACUGUACAAGUUAUUUCCAGCUUGUUAGACAUAUGGUUUUCAGUUGUUAGAUACCGUGCAUAGCUGUGUGAUUAGCCUCUGUAACCUCUCUUUAGCCUGGUCAAGCCUUGCACUUUUUGGUUAUACUUUUUAUUUUAUGUAGGUGGAAAUUAACGUCAGAAUCACACCUCACUUUUGAGGGGCUUUUUGUUGAUUCUCUGAGUGAGUGUUUACGUGAGAAUGGAGCUGACAAGCAUUAAGGAUGCAUUUGACCGUGUUGCAAAGAAGCAGAAACUCUCCUAUAGUAAAACACAGGAAGUGGUAGACAAGUUGGCUCAAGAAAUAGAGAAGGCAUUGCAUAUGAUACAGGAAGCACCGCCAGAUGCUCCACUUGAUCACAAAUCUAUAGUUUCUGAACUGAAGAAAAAGUUGCUGGAGAUUGCUCCAAUCAGUCACUUGGAAGCCAGUCAGAAAGAAUUUAACGUGGCUCUGAGCAAAUACCCUAAAGCUCUCGAGAAAACCCUGAAUCCUCCAGAUAUGUCAAAGGCUUACAGAAACGUCGAGUUCGACACCCAUACUGUUAACCAGAUAAUUGCAAACUUCUUCUACAGGGAAGGCAUGUUUGAGAUCGGUGAUUGUUUCAUCGCCGAGACGGGUGAGGCCGAAUGUUCUGCCAGACAGUCUUUCAUGGAAAUGUAUGAAAUACUAGAAGCAAUGAAGAAACGAGAUCUUGGACCAGCUCUGAACUGGGCAGUGUCGAACUCUGAGAAGCUAAAGCAAGUACGGUCUGAUCUUGAGAUGAAACUCCGCAGCCUGCACUUCCUGGAAAUAGUACAAGAGAAGAACUCAGCCGAAGCUCUGGACUACGCGAGAAAACAUAUAGCCAUGUUUGCCGAAAGUUGCCUUCCAGACAUCCAGAAGCUAAUGUGUUCUCUCUUGUGGAACAGAAAACUCGAUAAAUCCCCAUAUGCAGAGUUCCUGUCACCAGCCCCGUGGAACAACGCGGUGAAGGAGUUAACCCGACAAUACUGCAACCUACUCGGUGAAUCCUACAAGAGCCCAUUGGGCGUAACGAUAGCAGCAGGUAACCAAGCAUUACCUCCUCUUCUGAAAUACAUGAACCUGAUGGUGAAUAAGAAGCAGGAGGAAUGGCAGACAAUGGAGCAACUGCCCAUCCCGGUCGAACUGUCGGAGGAAUUUCAGUUCCAUUCGGUGUUUGUCUGCCCGGUUUCGAAAGAACAAUCCAGCGAUGAUAACCCGCCGAUGAUGAUGUCUUGUGGGCAUGUCCUUUGCAAGCAGUCUAUCAACAAGAUGUCCAAGAAUGCCUCCAAAUCCUUCAAAUGCCCCUACUGCCCAUCCGAUAUUGACGCAACCCAGUGUAGGCCGCUGCAGUUUUAGACGAAGCCCCCAUAAUUCGUUUCCUCUACCAAAAGUGUAUACAGCAUAAAAGAAGAAGAAGAAAGCCCCCUACAAUGAUAUCAGUUUCCCACUCAUCCCAUCUGUCUGAAUGUAAUGUUGUGGUCUGUCUCAUUGAACUUUGACCCAUGUUUGUUUUGCUGUCUGUAAAUAGAAAUUCUUUCAGUGCUUAUUACCAGGGGUGGGCGUUUAGGUUU